This is a messenger RNA of Amoebophrya sp. A120, 176 nucleotides long. The record is from the annotation of a GenBank genome assembly. Lineage: Eukaryota; Dinophyceae; Syndiniales; Amoebophryaceae.
CAAAAAACCUCGAAGAUCCCGACCCUGCAUUUGUUUUGUCGCGGGAUGUCUGCCAAAAAAUCAUUGCGAUCCACAUGCGCUUUUCCGCUGGACUACCCGUGUUCAUAUCUGGCGAAACCGGAAUUGGGAAAACCGCACUGCUCGAGUACUACGCAAAAGUGAGGCAGCAGCUGAAC